Molecule: messenger RNA, 1995 nt
Organism: Dreissena polymorpha
Lineage: Eukaryota; Metazoa; Mollusca; Bivalvia; Myida; Dreissenidae
Product: GTPase IMAP family member 9-like
Exons: 3
Coding region: 65-1255 (396 amino acids)
Molecular function (GO): GTP binding
Source: RefSeq, a predicted model, not a curated record
GUUUCCAACUCGUGAUUCCACUUCAUUCACACAAAAUGGCUACCGGAGGGCAGCAGACAUCAUUAUGCUGUUGGUGGGGCAGACCGGACAUGGAAAGAGUGCUACCGGAAACAGCAUUCUGGGUACAAAGGCAUUUGUAUCCAAGCUAUCACCUGGAUCCGUUACAGAAGAAAUUCAACGAGCGGUCGCUAUAAGGAAUGGGCGUCGUAUUGAAAUUGUUGAUAGUCCGGGUUUUGCUGAUACAUCGAAAGGCAUUGAGUAUGUAAAUGAGCGACUUGUUCAUGCUGUCUACCAAACGCUUCCUGGGUUUAAUGCAAUUGUAUUCGUCUUGACUCCAGAAAGGUUUACUGAUGAACUGGUUAAAACCGUAAAUCUAUUCUUUGACUUCUUUGGAGAAGAUGUUGGAAAAUUUGCCUUCAUUCUGUUCACACACAUAAAAUCAAAAGAGAAAUUGAACGAAUAUAUUGAAAAUGCAGAGGAAAACUCAACGAAAAAUGUGGAGGUUCUUUUGGACUUGAUAGAAAGGUGCGGAAGCAAGGUCAUGCACAUCGACAAUGGCAAAAAGAAAGAAAGGAAGGAAGCAAUGGUAGAUGAGAUAAUUCGUACUAUUGACGCCAACACAGUUCGGACAGGUCAGCAAUAUUUCACCAACGCUCAGUUUGAAAAUGCAAAACAAUAUGCAGAUAGAUAUAUUAAAGAGAAUUAUCCGACCAAAGGUCUUGAGAGUUAUAAUGAAAAUGCCAAGGUAAAAACGAGAAAUCAAUUGGAUGACAACAAACCCGAGAAAGAUAGGAAUAAUGAGGACAUUUCAGAAGAAAGGGGACUAGUGUUAAGAAUGAAAGAGCGAAUAGAAAGUAGAAGUACAUUAAUGCAAAAUGGGACAGCAAACAUUAACCCUGAUGGCGUCCGAAGGCUUGCGAACAAAACAUUAACACAAAAUCAAAACGCUCUUGAAGAAAUACAUAUUUCUGGAAGUGACCCUAAAACAACACGCAAAAGUCGAAUUUCAGGAGCGUUUUUACAAGAUCUUGAUAAGAAACUUCUCGAUGGCAGGACACGUGUAGAUGCUGAGCAACAAUCUGCAAUGGCAAGUGACAUAGAAACGGAGCACGGAGAGGGCAAUCAAGUAAAAGGAAGAAAAUACGAUCCAUUCAAAAAACAGAUCAGAAACGAUAGGGGUCUCUUUGAACGUGCACGUGGAGUAUUUGAACAAACAUUUCAAACAUUGUUUCAAACAUUGAAAAAAAUAUUUUGACGGUUUAACGGCAUUUAAAUUAAGCAAGAUCAAUAGGCAAAUAGGGAACGCACUAUUGUUUUUACUACACUAUUAAAAGAUAAGCAAUUGUUUAUCUAAAACAUCAAAUUUUAUGUUUAGUUGUAAGUUUGUCAUCCAUUUUUAUUGAAAGAUAAGGACCUUUAUAGUUAAUUAGUGUGUGUAAUCUUAGUAUCCGCAUAUUUGUGAAAUACUGCACCCUUUUAUCAAUAAUAUUAAAACCAUAAUUAUGUGUAAUGUAAUCUCAUCAUAUAUUGCUUUAGAAAGCAAUCAUGUAUCUUUUUGUUUUUUGUAUGAUUUGUUUGAUUUGUUAUUUUGACGUUUUAGUUGAUCCUUAACUUGUAUUAAUAGAAAUGUAGAAUGUUUUUACAAAUUGAUUUCACACUUCCAUUUUUUCCAUGUAAUGAAAGUGCUGUCAUAUUGUGUAUAUAUCCAAGUGUAAAAAGACAAAUAACGGUUUAUUGUAAUAACUCUUUUUAUAAUCAAAAUAUUUUGGCCAUUACUAUUUGUUUGACUUCUUAGUUCAGGACAAAUCACAAUGCUUGUUUGACAAAGCUGCGUUUUUAUUUAUUCUUGAAUAUCAGCUUUCACUUUAAUAUAAAAUAGCAAAUAAUUAUAAAUUUACUUUAUCCGGGCAGUUACUCGUUUUGCCAUCCGUUAUUUUAUUUCCACCAGUAUAUAUGUCCGGUACAAUUGAUAAAGCAAUGUUAUACAAAGCAUAA